AUGAAUAGAGGUACCUUGAAACACAAGCUUCUCAAGUCGUGCAAGAAGAUCCUAAUAAAUCUCUUCAAAUUCCGAGUACCCCACAAGCCGCUCUUCAUACGAGCCCUCCGGUUCCAUCGCAAGAGACCCAGAAACGAAACUCGAGCCACCACAAAAGAAAAACGCAUCCCGAGAAUCGUGUCGGUCUUGACUUCACUUAGGCGGGCCCGGAAAGGGGAACGGGUCGCGGAUCUCAAGAGCUUUUCGGAUGCCGGUUAUCAUCAAACGGCACCACACCCUUCGCCAAUCACGCCCGCGUACGUAAGGUUGUUGGGCCGAACCCAAAAGGAUGCUUCGGAUUAUGAACAUGAUGACGACGUGGCGGACGAGUCGUGCAGGAGCUUCGAGAAGCACUUGGUAGAAAUGAUCGUGGAAGAAGGGAAGAUGAAGGGGUUAGCGGAAGUCGAGGAUCUUUUGUACAGCUGGAAGAAUCUGAGGUGUCCUGUUUUCAUCGGUUUGGUGGGCCGGUUUUACGGAGAGCUUUGCAACGAUUUGUUCUAA
Messenger RNA from Striga hermonthica, 540 nucleotides. NCBI's taxonomy places the organism in Eukaryota, Viridiplantae, Streptophyta, Magnoliopsida, Lamiales, Orobanchaceae. The record is from the annotation of a GenBank genome assembly.